Loxodonta africana (African savanna elephant) is the source of this 18518-nucleotide messenger RNA. It is a transcript of the gene MAP2K5, whose product is annotated as mitogen-activated protein kinase kinase 5. Gene Ontology annotation, molecular function: ATP binding; protein binding; MAP kinase kinase activity. Bases 483 to 1649 code for a protein of 388 amino acids. The transcript is spliced from 20 exons. NCBI's taxonomy places the organism in Eukaryota, Metazoa, Chordata, Mammalia, Proboscidea, Elephantidae. Gene Ontology annotation, biological process: protein phosphorylation; MAPK cascade. The record is from RefSeq and is a predicted model, not a curated record.
GGCCUCCUGAGCCCUCGGCCGGCGGCUCCCUCCUAACAGCCCCAGACUCAGUCCGCUCCAGUCGGGGAGCCUCCCCUCGUCCCCUGAGGAGGGGCGGACACCUGCCGCUGUAUCUCCCCCAAACGGGGUCCUCGCUUGGCCGACUCCUCACACCCACACAGACGGCAGAGAGCUUUCAGCAACCCGUCUUGCCUCCCUCUCCAACUCCAGAACCUUCAGACUUCCGCUCGUUCCUACUGUCCCCGGCCCCCUCCCCUGUCCACCCUCACAGGGAGACACCCCAGCCCCUCACGGAGCCUGGUUCCGUGCCUGCGGGCCCUUCCUGACCACCCUCCUCUCUCAUUCACCCCUCACCCUCCAGACCUCACUUUUCACCCUCUGCUCUCUUCUCCUCACCCCCCUUGGCUCCUCUUUGAGCCCCCGCCUAAACCGGAGGCCAGUGGGUACCCCGUACCCCAGGAUGUGAGCUCCUCUGGUCUGUAAUGCUGUGGCUGGCCUUUGGCCCCUUCCAUGCCAUGGAGAACCAGGUGCUGGUCAUUCGCAUCAAGAUUCCAAACAGUGGCGCGGUGGACUGGACAGUGCACUCCGGGCCGCAGUUACUCUUCAGGGAUGUGCUGGAUGUGAUAGGCCAGGUUCUGCCUGAAGCAACAACCACCGCAUUUGAAUAUGAAGAUGAAGAUGGUGAUCGAAUUACAGUGAGAAGUGAUGAAGAAAUGAAGGCCAUGCUGUCGUAUUAUUAUUCCACAGUAAUGGAACAGCAAGUAAAUGGACAGUUAACAGAGCCUCUGCAGAUAUUUCCAAGAGCCUGCAAGCCUCCUGGGGAACGGAACAUACAUGGCCUGAAGGUGAAUACGCGGGCCGGACCCUCUCAACACAGCAGCCCAGCAGUCUCAGAUUCACUGCCAAGCAAUAGCUUGAAGAAGUCUUCCGCUGAACUGAAAAAAAUACUAGCCAAUGGCCAGAUGAAUGAACAAGACAUACGAUAUCGAGACACUCUUGGCCAUGGCAACGGAGGCACAGUCUACAAAGCAUAUCAUGUCCCAAGUGGGAAAAUAUUAGCUGUAAAGGUCAUACUACUAGAUAUUACACUGGAACUUCAGAAGCAAAUUAUGUCUGAAUUGGAAAUUCUUUAUAAGUGUGAUUCAUCGUAUAUCAUAGGGUUUUAUGGUGCAUUUUUUGUAGAAAACAGGAUUUCAAUAUGUACAGAAUUCAUGGAUGGGGGAUCUUUGGAUGUAUAUAGAAAAAUCCCAGAGCACGUCCUUGGAAGAAUUGCAGUAGCAGUUGUUAAAGGCCUUACCUAUUUGUGGAGUUUAAAGAUUUUACAUAGAGAUGUGAAGCCCUCCAAUAUGCUAGUGAACACCAGAGGACAGGUCAAGCUGUGUGAUUUUGGAGUUAGCACUCAGCUGGUGAAUUCUAUAGCCAAGACGUAUGUUGGAACAAAUGCUUACAUGGCGCCCGAAAGAAUUUCAGGGGAGCAGUAUGGAAUCCAUUCUGAUGUCUGGAGCUUAGGAAUCUCUUUCAUGGAGCUUGCUCUUGGGAGGUUUCCAUAUCCUCAGAUUCAGAAAAACCAGGGAUCUUUAAUGCCUCUCCAGCUUCUGCAGUGCAUUGUUGAUGAGGGAAGUGCCAGGGCACCAUGGCCUACCCAGUGAAAAGCACAGUCUCCAGGUUUCCUGGGCUCGGCUGUUCCUGGUCCUUCAGGCCCCUUGACAUCAGAACAUUCAGGUACAGUUAUUCCUCACCAAUAACAUGUGUAAUGCUGUGGGUUAAUUUGAAGGCUUUCUGCAUUAAAUAUGUAUUUUCAUCCCUUAUUUUAAAGUAGCAGUAGUUGCUCUUAAAUUUUAAAUAUUUUGCUUGUAUGAUUUGGGCAAAAUCGUGAGACUUUUGAAAUUAUCAUAGGGAGAUGUUUUAUCUACGGGGAAAGGUCUGCGUGAUGAAAGAGGGUAGCGUGUAACUAGGCAAUAUGUUUUUCUUUAUAGCAUUUCUUCCUCAGUCGAGGUACAAAUAUAACUUAGGCACCUAUCCACACUUGCUACAAAAACAUGAAAAUACAUUUUUUAUGGAAACUUAGGAAAUUCAUGUUGUCUUUACCAAAACAAUAAUUUGACGCUGGAAUCGUUCAGUCAUAAGAGUAUUAGGAAAGGAUUGGUGAGAUGACCUGUCAUAGCAUCUAAGGAAGACAAGAUCGGUGGUGUCCUUUAGUUACUGCGCUUGUCCCAUGUAUUUCCCAGAUUUCUCACUACUGUGAUGCAGUGUUCCUUUAAAAAGUGGUCCAAGGACCAACUGCAUCAAAAUUCCCUAGGCUCUUGUUAAAAAUGCAGAUUUCCUGGCCCCAGAUAACCAAAUUAGACUUUCUAAGGGUAGGGCCCAGGAAUCUCCACUUUCCUAGCCUCCUAGGGAACUCUUGGCACAUGAAAGUUUGAGGACCUUUUCUAUAAUUUUUUUUUUAGGGUUCAGCAUCUCUUCUAGAGCCUACAGGGCAAUUAACUAUCUAUCUUCAUUUGCAUCUGACUUUUAAGCCUUCUGUUCCUGAUGGGGAAACUCUGUUGGUGUAGUAGUUAAGUGCUAAGGCUGCUAACCAAGAGGUCGGCAGUUCAAAUCCACCAGGUGCUCCUUGGAAACUCUAUGGGGCGGUUCCAGUCUGUCUUAUAGGGUCGCUAUGAGUCAGAAUCGACUCAAUGGCAACAGGUUUAUUCCUGGUGAUGGAUCCCUGGUGGCAGAGUGGUUAAGAGCUACACCUGCUAACCAAAAGAUUGGCAGCUCAAAUCCACCAGCCGCUCCUUGGAAGCCCUAUGGGGCAGUUCUGCACUAUCUUAUAGGGUCACUAUGAGUCAGAAUCAACUCCAUGGUAAUGGGUUAUUCCUGGUGGCACAGUGGUUAAAGCGCUCCGCUGCUAACCAAAAGUUUGGCAGUUUGAACCCACCAGCUACUCCGUGGGAGAAAAGUUGUAGCAGUCUGCUCUUCUAAAGAUUCACAUCCUUGUAAACCCUGUGGGACAGUUCUACUAUCCUAAUGGGUCACUAUGAGUCAGACUUGACUCAAUGGCAGUGAGCUUGAUUUUUGGUUUUUCCUGAAGAAAUAUGACCAGCCAGGGUUUGAGUCAUGUUACUCCUUGGGUAUGGGAUUUACCCUGUUGUGCAAUAGAUAUCCACUGCUUGUAUGUACCUUUUCUUUUAGAGAAAAGUCAGAUCCCGGAGUGUCACACCUAAGAAAAACUAAUUGGAACAAAAUGGGUAUAUUUAGAGUCAUGUAUAAAAGUUCAGUGUAACAUAUUUCAUUUUUAUCUGCAUUCAUCUUGACUCCUGUCAUAGCCUGGCAAAGAGUAAAGAAGUAGUAAAAUAAGGCCAAUAUAGGCAGGAGCCCAUGCCCUAGAGUGGCCAGAGGUGAAUGUCAGAGCCAUUCAGGGAGCCAGGAGGUAGAAUUGUGGGACAAAGCCAGAGUCAGUCACCAGAUGUCAAAACAGAAGACACCAAAAACUAAACAGAGGAGCAAGAAUCAUGAACAUAAAAUUUGAACCACAAACCAGGAACUGGAAGGGUAGUUAAAGUAACAGGAGAAUGGAGCUCCAGUCAAAAAUCUGGACAAUCUAGUUUAAUUCUAGUGGAUAGAGUUUAUCUGACUUGGAAUUGGCUAACUCAAGAUGUGAGUGAUCCAAUGCCUCUGGGUUGCUUCUCUCAAUAGAACUUCUUACCUUACCUUAAAAGCUUUAUGUAACCAUGUCCUCUCCAAGCCCCCAAACACCUGCAUUGUAAAGUAUUCUGGUUCAUUGUUAGUGAUAUGUGUCUACAGGCACCAUGAUGCCUUAGCCAUUGGAUAGCUUUAGGGAAUGAAGUGGCCCCUAUUGUCUAGAUAACUGAGAUUUACUAUUUUAAUCUCUGGCAUCUAUGAGGAAAUUUGCAUUUUUAGAAAGAAAUGUUUCUAAAAUGUAUUUGCUUCUGGCAGCCUGUUGACAAAGUGUAAUGAAUAUAAUUUAACCUUUUCUUGAUGAGUCAGGUUCUUGUUUUGAACAUGGUGCUGAACUAAACUUUGAUAUAUUGAUGCCCUCUAGGGCUAUAAAAUUGUGUAGGGCUUAUCUUAUUUUUUCACUGAAUUUUACUAAUCAUUUUACCUAGGUGUUCGGCAUUGGCACUCAAGGGUGUUCUCAGGGCUUCUUGAGGUGUAUGGAGCCAUUUGCUUCCAGGCUAAAUAGCCCUACUUGGCUGUGCUACUCUGCUUAGUGCUUUUCCUGUGUUCUUUCUUGUGACCACCUGCAUUCUCCAUGGCUAGUCCUCAUUAUUGUCAGUGACUAUCUGCCGUCUCAACAACCUGACAACCUGUAAUUCAGCCUUUGCUCUCCUGAUAGUGACCCUAGCAAAACUAAAAAGUGCCAGAUGAAAUCAUACACCAAAGUGGUACAAGAAGGCCAAAUGAGCUCUUCUGAGAAUGGAGGCUCUACCCCUCUUUAAUGAAGCACAAUGGGUGGGCUUGUUUUCAUUCAUUUAGCAAAUAGUUAUCAAGUUAUGUAUGCAGGCCUGAGUUGAGCAAACCAUGGUCAGAGCAGCUUCCAAACCUAGAGAGAACUGAGCUUCUAGGUAGGACAUCCAGGUUGACUGCAGUUGAGGUCUGUGAGCCAGGGUAGAAAGGCAAAGCACAGUCCCACAUCAUGGGCUAACACAGGAUACUGGGGCUCAGGAGGCUACAUAGCCCGCUGAAGUUCUCCCCAGUGCCUGGGCUCCCAGAUCGGCUGGCAAGAAAGGGCUGGCCACUGGUGUGGUAAGGUUGUAGCAGGUGGGAACGCAGCAGUGGUAUCUAGGCCACCAGAUCCCGGGCUGGCUGGGGCCAAUGGUGGCAGCCAUCAGUGUACUGAGGUGCUGGGAACUGAGGAGAAUGAAGCAAAGACCUCACCCUUGACCCUGCCCCCGAGUAGCCCAUAGCCUAGAAAAGAGAUGGACAUGGAAAUGAAUAAUUUUGGUCAGUGUUUCAGUGUAAGAUGCAUACUGUAGGACCACAGAGACCAGAAAGUUUGUUCUCCCAGAGAUGGGUGUGGAUUAAGAGACCCGUCGGGGAAGGGGACAUUUAAGGUAGAUCUUAAAGGAUGAGUAAGAGUUUUCCAGGUCUGGAAGAAAAUGUCAGACAAAAGAAUUUGAAACUUCCUUAUGAGUCAUUUUUUAAUUCACAGAUGUGUUUCAGAAUGUUCGGGUUGUCUAAAAUAUCACAACCACAAAAGUGGUUUAUUACUUGGUGUGUGUAAAUACAUCUCUGAGUGUAUGUGUGCAUGCGUAUAUAUAUACAUUUCAAGCGUAUAACAGCCAAAAAGUAAUUUCCAUCUAACAUCUGUAGGUGCUCAGCAAGACAAUUAACAAAUUCUUAAUUUAUACUUCUGUUUAUUUAUUCAUUUUAUCAGUAAAAAAUGAAUUUAAGUUAUCUUUUAUAACUGAUCAGAAGUAUCUUCUGCAUGAAAGUGUUGAUUUCUUAGUAAGAGCUAUAAAAACCAAACAAAACAAACCCGUUGCUGUUCGGUGGAUUCCGACCUAUAGAACAGAAUAGAACUACUUCGUAGUGUUUCCAAGGAGCACCUGGUGAAUUUGACUGCCAGCCUUUUGGUUACCAGCUAUAACUCUUAACCACUAUGCUACCUGGGUUUUCAGUAAGAACCAUAAGAUUUGUAAAAUACCAAAAUGUUUUUGGAAUAUAAACACAAGCUUUUGGUGGUCAGUAAUGGUCUACAGGAGUCCCCAGGUGGGGUAAGCAGUUACGCACUCAGCUGCUAACUGAAAGAUUGGCAGUUAGAGUCUACCCAGAGGUACCUCAGAAGAAAGGGCUGAUGAUGUACUUCUGAAAAAUCAGCCAUUGAAAACCCUGUGGAACACAGUUCUACUCUGGCAUGUAUGGGGUCUCCAUGAGUCAGAAUCUGCUCAAUGGCAACUGGUUUUUUGCCUGUUUUUGUUUUUUUUUUCCAGUGGUCUACAAUUGGGCCAGGUGUGUAGACAAACAGUGGGAUUGGUUGUUUAAGAUCCUAGCUGAAUAAUUCUGGGAUUUGAUAAUUGUUCUUCCCUGCCGUGCAUAGGAAGAAAGAAAGAUUUGCCUUAGGAACUGCAUGGCACAGCAGUCUACAUGCAACCCUAGGGUGGGUCUAAUGAAGAGUUUGCCUUUCUGCUUACUCUAAGAAGGCUUCCUGAGGAAGGUGAGCAUAGAGCAGGACUUCGAUAGAGGACAGUGGUGUAGGAAGAAUGUAGAGGACAGUGGUGUAGGAAGAGUAUGGAAACUGAACAGACAACUGGCCAAGGAUCUAAGGGGUACAGAAGGAGGAAAACAGCAGUAAUUUAUAACAGAAGGAAAUUUGGAAAUUUUACAAAUAUCUGGAAGCAACACAAUCCUAAAUAACCAGUGGGAAAGAAGAAAUCACAAGGGAAAUUAGAAAACACUUUGAGAUGAAUAAAAAUGAAAUCACAGCAUACCAAAACUUGUGGGAUACAGGAGAAUCAGAGCCCAGAGGGAAAUUUAUAGCUGUAAAUGUCUCCAUUUAAAAAGGAAGAAAGAUUUCAAAUCAGUAACCUAAGCUUCCACUUUAAGAAAUUAGAAAAAGAAAAGCAAACUGAACCCAAAACAAGCAGAAGAAAGGAAUAAUGAAGAUUAGAGCAGAAAUAAAUGAAACAGAGAAUAGAAAAACACUUGGAAAAAAAAAAAUCAUUGAAACCAAAAGUUGAUUCUUUGAAAAGAUCGACAAAAUUGACAAACCUUUACCUAGACUGACCAAAAAAAAGAGAAAAGAUUCAAAUUACUAAAAUCAGGCAUGAAAUAAGGGACAUUACAGAAAUAAAAAGGAUUAUAAGAGAAUACUAUGUACAAAUGUAUGCAAACAAAUUGGAUAACCUAGAUGAAUGGACAAAUUCCUAGAAAAACACAAAUUACCAAUAUUAAGAAGAAAUGCAGAAUCUGAAUAGACAUAAAAUAAGUAAAAGGAUUUUUUUUUUUUUUUUUUAACUUUCCACAAAGAAAAACCCAGGACCGAAUGGCUUCCCUGGUGAAUUGUACCAAAUAUUUGAAGAAGAAUUAAUACCAGUCCUUCUCAAGCUCAUUCAAAAAAUGGAAGAAGAGGGAAAACUUCAUAACUCCUUCCGAGGCCAGUAUUACCCAGAUGCCAAAGCUUACAAAGUCUUCACGAGAAAGUUACAGGCCAAUAUCCCUUAUGAAUAUAGAUGCAAAAAUACUAGCAAACCAAAUUUAGCAGUAUAUAAAAAGAAUUAUACACCAUGACCAAGUAUGAUUUAUCCCAGGAGUGCAACAUUGGCUUAACACAUGAAAAUUAAUAUAAUACACCGUAUUAAUAGAAAAAAAGGACAAAGCUCACAUAAUCAUCUCAAUAGACACAGAAAAAGCAUUUGACAAAAGCCAACAUCCUUUCACAAUAAAAACAUGCAACAAACUUGGGAUAAAAGGGAACUUCCUCAACCUGAUAAAUAGUACCUAUGAGAAACCCAAGCUAAUAUCAUAUCUGAUAGUGAAAGACUGAAAGUUUGUACCCCUGAGAUCCAGAACAAGACAAGGAUGUCUACUCUUGCCACUUCUAUUCAACAUUGUACUGGAGGUCCUAGCCAAGGCAAGAAAAAGAAAACGCACCCAGACUGGAGAAGAAUGAGUAAAAAACUAUUUGUAGGUGACAUGAUAAAGAAUACACACACACACACACUAUUAGAGCUAAUAAAUUAGCUCAGCAAAUUUGCAGUAUACAAGAUCAAUAUACAAAAAUCAGAUAAUUUCCAUACAAUACCAAUGAAUCCAAAAUUGAAAUUAAGAAAACAGUUCAAUUUACAAUAACAUUAAAAAGAAUAAAAUACUUAGGGAUAAAUUUAACAAAAGAGUGUAAAACUUAUACACUGAAAACUACAAAACAUCAUUGAACGAAAUUAAAGAAAACCUAAAUAAGUGGAAAGACAUUCCAUGUUCAUGAAAUGGAAUACUUAAUAUUGUUAAGAUGACAGUAUUCCCCAAGUUGAUCUACAGAUUCAAUGCAAUCCAUAUCAAAAUCUCAGUAGGCUUUUUUGGCGAAAUGGACAGGCUUAUCUUAAAAUUCAUAUGGAAAUACAAGGGACCCAGAAUGGCCAUAAUAAUCUUGAAAAGAAGAGCAAAGUGAGAAAACUCACACUUCCUAGUUUCAAAACUUACUACAAAGCUACAGUAAUCUAGAUAGUGUGGUACUGGUGUAAAGAAAGACAUAUGGAAUAAAAUUGAGAGUCCAGAAAUAAACCCAUAUGUCUAGGUCAGUUGAUUAUUGACAGGCAUGCCAAGACUAUUUAAUGGGGAAAAAUAAUCUUUUCAACAAAUAGUUCUAGGACAACUGAAUAUCCACAUGCAAAAGAAUGAAUUUGGACCCCUACCUCACAUCAUAUAUAAAAACUAGAAAAUUAAUGCCAAAUGGAUCAAAGACCUAAGAACUAAAACUAUAAAACUCUUAGGAGGAGACAUAGAUAUAAAUCUUUGUGACCUUGGAUUAGGCAAUAAUUUCUUAGAUAUGACACCAAGAGCACAAAGAAAGAAAAGAUAAAUUGGGCCUAAUCAAAAUUUAAAACUUUUGUGCAUCAAAAGAAACCAUCAAGAAGGUGAAAAGAUGACCCACAGGAUGGGAGAAAAUAUUUACAAAUUACAUAUUGAUAAGGGUCUAGUAUCCAGAAUAUCUGAAGAACUCUUACAACCCUACAAUAAAAAGACAACCCAAUUAAAAAAUGAGCAAAAGAUUUGAAUAGACAUUUCUCCAAAGAAAAUGUACAGAUGGCCGAUAAAAUAAGCACAUAAAAACAUGUUCAACAUCAUUAGUCAUUAGGGAAAUGCAAAUCAAAACCCAGUGAGACUACUUUCCCACAAGGAUGACUAUAAUAAUGAAACACACACACAUACAGAGGAAAAAAUACAUGUUGGCGAGGGUGUAGAGAAAUUGGAAUCCUCAUACAUUGUUGGUGGAGAUGAAAAAGGUACAGCUGCUAUGGAAAAUUUUGGCAGUUUCUCAAAAAAUUAAACACUGAACUACCAUAAAAAAAUAUAUAUAUAUAUAACCUGGCAAUUCUUGUUAUUAGGUGCUGUCCAACUCACAGAGACAAUAUGGACAACAGAACGGAACACUGCCCCAUCCUAGCCGUUCUACUCGUAGGUGUAUAACCAAGAGAAUUGAAAACAUGCGUCUACACAAAAACUUGUACAUGAGUGUUCAUAGCAUCAUUAUUCAUAAUAGCCAAAAAGUGGACGUGUCCACCAACUAGGCACAGUGGGUUAAGCACUCGGCUGGUAACCGAAAGAUCAGCGGUUCGAACCCACCAGACACUUGGCAGGCAAAACAAUGCAGCAAUCUGCUUCCGUAAAGAUUUACAGCCAUGGAAACCCCGUGGGGCAGUUCUGCUUUGCCUUUGAGGGUCGCUAUGAGUCAGAAUCAACUCGAUGGCAACAAGUUUGGUUUUUUUUUCAGUUGGUCUGUCAACUGAUGAAUGGUAAACAAAAUGUGGUAUGUUCAUAUAAUGGAAUAUUGUUCCAUCCUGAAGAGGAAUGAAAUAUGAUAUAUGCUACAAUAUGGAUGUACCUUGAAAACUGUGUGCUAAAUGAAAGAAGCCAGACACAAAAAGCCACUUAUUAUAUGAUCCCAUUUAUAUGAUAUGUCCAGAAUAGACAAAUCCAUAGAGACAAAAAUUAGAUCAGUGGUUGCUAGGGGCUGGAGAAGAGGUAGGUGGGGAAGGGGAAUUGGGAGUGACUGCCAACAGGUACUGGAUUUCUUUUAUGGGGUGAUGAAAGUGUUCUGGAAUUAAGUUGUACACUUUAAAAGGAUAAAUUUUAUGUGAGUUGUAUUUUAAUAAUAAAUGUUCAAAGGUAAAAGGAAAUAAAAAUGAGUUUUUUAUAAUGGCCUCUGUGUUUAGCUGCCAUGUUAUAGGACAGAGGUCCUUUUCAGCUGGAUAGGAUGGACCUCCAUAGAAGAAGAGAAGGCAAACUUAGACCACAUUCCAUUUUUUUUGCAGGACUAGCCCUGCUAGAAAAAUCCAUAUAUUAAUUUACUUCAGGGAGGAUUUACUGAGUUCCUGCAUGGACCAGGAUUUCUACCAGGUGCUAGGAUAAAUCUCUGUUCUGGAUGACUUCAUGAUCUAGUGAGAGACAAGCUCAAAAACUAAAUUUGAUUCAUCAGUGUGAUAAGAACAGUAAUGAAGGGAGGUAAACAGUGCUGUGAGGGAUCCUGCCUAGCACUGGGCUGGAGAGUGGUAGGCUGGAAGAGCUGGGAAGGUAACAGAGGAGGCUUCAAAGAGUAGAUGCCAUUUGAGCUAGGUCUUAAAGGAUGCUUGUUGUUGUUGUUGGUUACCAUCAAGUCAAUUCUGACUCAUGGAAACCCCACAUAGACAGAGUAGAACUUCUGCAUAAGGUUUUCAAGGCUGUAACCUUUUGGAAGCAGAUCUCCAGGCCUGUCUUCAAGGUACCUCUGGGUGGGUUUGAACCACCAACCUUUCGAUUAGUAGCCAAGUGCUUAACCGUUUGCACCACCCAGGGGCUCGGCAUUCACAUAGUGAAGAGAAGGAGAAGGCGGCUCCUGCAGAGGAAGUAACAGGCAUUUGUGUGAAAGUGGGGGACAGCUUUGCAGACUAACUAUUGGCCCAAAAUAGGCUGAAAAAAUGUAGGUGGGAGUCUCAAACGCAGUGUUAAGAAGCUGAGAUAUUGCCCUAUAGUAGACAGAGGAGAUCCAUGGAAGGAUCAACAUGGUUAGAUCUGUAUUUUUUAAAAGAUAAUUCUGUCGAAGGUAGAUUGGGUUAGUAGGAAAAAGGAGGCAAGGAGAAAAUCUCCAAAGGUCUUUAAUAAUUCGGUUGUAAACCAAGCUUCUUCAUUUUUCUCCUCCUUUCCCCAGCCCUCGAUUUUCUCAUCCACUCUUCCAUGUAUCACCCUCUUCUAGAACAGAGAAUGUCAGUUGCCUCUUUGGUUCGCAAGACUCCGGUAGAGGUAUCUUAGCUGUGUGAUUAAGCUCCAUCCUCUUUGCUGAGCUGCCAGACUGGGGCUGUCCUGAUGGGAGGGCUAUCCUGCCCAGCUCUCCCAUCAAGCGAUGCUUCCUUCCAGCACUGGACAUGUUUGCUGGCAUUUCUAGAAAACAUCAGGGAACCACGUCUAAGCAAAGAGUCUACAUGAGGCCUCUUGUGAGUUCAGGUGUUUUGUGGGCUGGAUGAUUGUCCCCAUUUAUAAUGACUCUUUUUAGUGCUACUGUAAUGAUGUGAAUAUGCCAGCCAGACAGAUAAGUAAAUAGAAGAGGCUCUCUUAUGUCUUCAUUAAAUUUUAUGGUUAAAUAGAGUCAUAAGAACUUGCAGAAGGCAUAGACUUUUAUAAGUAGAAUUUUGUAAUGAUGGGCUCUUUUUUUUUUUUUUUUUGCCAGGAUAGUCUGUUCCUAUCUUAAGCGAGCAUACUUUACUCUUCAUUACCAUUGAGGGCCCAAGGCCAGACUCCCCUUCCUCCUCUGUUGCCCAUCGUGCAGCUGGGCACCUCCUUUCCAUCAGCCUUUGCCCAUCCCCACUGUGGCAUCCCUGUCAACCUCCUUUUCCCAGCUACAGACCUUAUGGGGAUAACCAUCACCUCCUCCGCCCCAACCCCACACGGGGGCACAAAGGUCUCCUUCCUGGAGCUGUGACUUGAAACAGCUGUACCUGUCUGUUGCCCUGGCACUUCGUCUGCGCAUCGUUGUGAUGAUUCCAUGAGGGGCACUGUGUGUUUUGAGUUCCGUAUGCAUUCCCAAUGAACUCUAGGAUAACCCGCCUGUUUCCUGAAUGAAGGACGGCCUGAAUAUGACAAGAAUGUCCCCCUUUUUUAUUUUACUUACAAUGCUUUGUUUGAUAGAGAAGGAAAGAAACUAAGAGACUAGUUAAAGGUACACAUAAGUUUUUAUUUAUUUAAGGUCUGUGUGCCUUGUAUUAUAUAAAAGUUCUACUUCUAAAAGACAUUUGCAAAUCAGAUUGUAUUGAUACAGUAAUUGAUUUUCACAUUUUUUUUAAAGCCCCAGGCCCCUCUGUGUUUUUCGGAAAGCCACAUUGUGAAGCUGGUAAACAUGAAACUAUUCUGGUUUAAUCAGAGGUUAGGAGGCUUAGAUCUCCACCCCUCUUCUCCCAGGCACUUGCAUAAAAGUUCUUAGAUUGCCAGAGACUGUAAUUUGAAAACUGCUGGUUAUAACCCAAACCAUCACUCUGUACACCUGUACUAGUCCCAGAGCAAGGCACUGGAGACAGAGAAUGAAUGGCGCAGUUGCCACCAUUAAAGAGCCUCCACUCUAGCCAAGGAGGCAGAGAAGUAAACAGUCGUUUAUAAACCGAUCACUUUAAACUCAACUGCAGGUAGUGGAAGUGGUAGGAGACUUGAUGGCCUCGGCUCUCAGAGGGCCACAGUGACUGUCAUUUUAACCACUCAUGUAAUGGGUAUUUACAAUCUGGUAUUUAGUGAUGUUUGCGGCUAUAUAAAUUCUAUAAUAAAAGUGUGGACAAGCUGCUGGGCAAACACCGAGAAGACAGAUGAAGACUAACAGAGAAAGCUCCACAGAGAAGGGAAGGCCCCAAGGGCCAGUAGCCUCCAAGGUACCAGAAGUUCUCACAGGGAGCUGGAUGUGGCUGCAGUGCCUGGGAAAGCAUGAGAGAUGAGGCAAAGGCCACAUUUUGGAGGACCUCUACACAGCCCUGGUGUCGCAGCGCUUAAGAGCUAUGGCUGCUAACCAAAAGGCCAGCAGUUUAAAUCUACCAACCGCUCCUUGGAAACCCUGUGGUUUCUACUACUCUGUCCGGUAGGCCACUGUAAGUCAAAAUUGACUCAAUGGCAGCAGGUUUGUUUUUUGUUUUUUUUUUUACAUACCACAAAACACUUCUACUUUACCCUGAAGGUAUUUUCCGGGGCAAGACAAAUAUAGGGCAGUUUUAGGCAAGGAAUCAACAUAACCAGAUUUCUGUUUAAAAAAGUCACUCUGGCGGGGAUGGGGAAGGUGGAUAGGGAAGGACAGCUAAGAAGCUUUACCCCGUUCAGAAAUUAUGAUAAGGGCCUUAAUUAGGCAGCCUUCGCCUGUCUGAAGGGUAUUUAGGAGAUAGAAUGAACUGGAUUUGGUGAGUAAUUGGAUGUAGGGGAGGGAUGAAGCAUAGGCUUGGGCAAUGGGGUGCCUGGUGGUACCAUCACUGAGAUGAGGCACACAGAGAGAGGGCAUCAGGGAAGAAGAAAACUAGCAUUCUAUUCAUAGGAGGUUCAGAACCAUCUUAAUUCCUGUUCCAGCCCUGAUUAUAAAAACUUUAACUACAGUCUAAGUUCCUGGAGGGCUUUUUAUUUCUGUCUUCAUAGUACUGUACCUAAUGUACAGUGCCUGUUGAUGUCAAGUCGAUUCUGACUCAUAGCGACCUUAUCGGACAGAGUAGAACUGCCCCAUAGGGUUUCCAAGGAGCACCUGCUGGAUUUGAACUGCCGACCUGUUGGUUAACAGCCAUAGCUCUUAACCACUGAGCUACCAGGGUUCCAGUGUACAGUACCCAUUGCCAUCGAGUCAAUUCUGACCCAUAUCCUAUAGGACAGAGUAGAACUACCCCACAGGGUUUCCAAGGAGUGCCUGGUGGAUUAGAGCUGCUGACCUUUUGGUUAGCAGCCACGUACAGUAGGUACUAGUAUUUGUUGAAUGAAGGUUGUGCAUAAAUAUAAGAGCUUAUUACCUGUUUUUUCAAGUCCUUAGGGAAAAAAAUGCAAAAAGUAGUAGCAGGCAUAUGAUAAGAGGUUUCUGGUGUACUUAGCUAAUAUACAUGGGCCUUUAUCGAAAUUCAGAACUUAGCAUUGACCUUCGUGAUUUACGAAAUGCUUCCCCAUGUUACAUUGCUUCCCCACAGUACUCCAUUUUAUAGAUGAGGAAAGCGACUAUAGUCAAAGGCUAAUGCUCUUUCCACUAUGCUAUAAUUAACCUUGACAGAAGUAAAAAAAAUGAUGGCUGAACAUCUUGGCAUCAAAGGAAGGAUUUUUUUUUUUAACUAUAAACAAACACCUAACUUAGCAUUGCAGACAUGCCCCAAGGGUAAAGGUAUAUUACAACACAGUUCCGUUUUGCUGUCUGUAGGAGUGACUCCAAAUCUUUAAGAAAGAAUUGAAUUUCAUUCUGCGUGUUCUGUUUAAGUUGGCACAGAGACACUUGACUCCUCCUGGAAAGAUUGCUAUUAAAAUAGAAAAAUGUGGGCCCUUAAGUGUCUAUUUCUGUCGACUGGAUGGCACUUAACAACAACAAGCCUCUGUUAUUAAAAAAUCAUUCAUGCAGAAUCACUCAUUCCUGGACAGGUUAAGUGAAGUCUGGUUAACUGAGGAGCUGCUGAGCUAUGAUCAUACCAUGUACUCUCCUGGAGGGGCGUGAAAGUGGCUGCUGAAUAAGAUCUACCGAGAACUCAAAAAGUGGCAUUAACCAACUCCAGAGGGGAAAAUGUCCAUUCAUCUUUUGCUCGAGGGACUUUGCCAUAAUUCUGGCUUCUCAAAUUAGCAAGAAGUAAAAGGAACAUCCCGCACCUCUCCUGCUCCCAGCACCCUUUGCCGUUAUGUGCCCUCAAGUUGAUUUCGACGCAUAGUGACCCCAUGUAAUAGAGUAGAACUGCCCCAUCAGGUUUUCUAGACUGUAAUCUUUACAGGAGCAGAUCCCCAGGCCUUUCUCUCGCAGAGCAACUAGAUUGGCUUGAACCACCAACCUUUCAGUUAGCAACAGAGUGCUUAAUCAGUGCACCACCAGGGCUCCUUCUCAGCACCCUAAGCAUAGCCUGUUCCUUUCACAACACAUAAUUGCAAGUCAUCUAAAGUGGGCCGAGACUUGAUGGCCUGAGCUCUCAGAAGACCGUGCAGGCCCAGAGCUUCUGACCAGUAUGGCUGGCACUCCAACCACUCAUAUAAAUGAGCAUUUAAGAUGUGGUGUUUAAUAUGUUUGCAACUUGUACGAGUUACUGACUGAGGCAUCAGAAACUUGUAAGUUAAUACAAGUGGAGGCACACAAUAGUCCUGUCCUCCAGCGAUAUUAUUAACUAGACCUGUGCCUCCUCAUAGCAUGAGGAAUAUACAAUUGGGAGCUUGAAAACUGAUAUUCUUCUUUUAUGUAAGGCAAUCUUUAGAAAUCUAAUACCUCCUUUAAAAAGUCCAGUAUGUUUAAAUUAAUACAGUUUGGCUAGUUUGCAGAUUGAAAAUAGGUUAGCAUUAAGGCCGUGAUUCCAUUAGUAAUUACUUUUUCUAUUGGUAAUAACUGUUUCUUUAGAAAUGACAUUAACAUUCUACCAAAACACAGCAGUAAUCCAAAAGUUAAUGUUCUGUUCAUUUAUAAUUAUAUUUAAUUCAUAUUUAUGAGUUGUCGGGAGGGAGGAAUAAGAAAGAAUUGAGUUAAGGAAAAAAGGUACAGAAGAAGCAAGUUAAAAUAAAAUUCUUUCCUGAUAGUCUGAAGGAUGUACAAAGCCACUUGAAGUAGAAAAAAUUAAUUUUUAAAUAUGCAGUUAUAUAAAAUCAGAUUUUCUUAGCUACUGCUGAAAAAGUUCAUAUUUUUAUUAUGAAUGGCACUGAGUGAAUUCAGAGGAUAGAAUUUUUCCUUUUUCUUUUUACAAAACAAUAUUAGCAUAAACAUCCCUAUGAUUUUUAUUUCAGUAAGUCAAUUAGAUUUGUGGUCUUUGGUGGAGGGGCGGGGGGGAGGCUAUCCAGGAAGAAUUCUACAUCUUUAGGCAGUCAUUGAACAAGUAGCUUUGUGUUGUUUUCUUUGAAUUGUCCAUGAAGCCUGAUGUAUUAUUAAUGAAUUAAUUUCUUGGUGGUGGAGGCCUAUGAAUAGCAUCCUGUGAAUGGGCAGUUGCCUGGUGGGGCCAGUUUUGGCUGCUGCCAUUUAACAUGUGUUGCUCUAUUGUGAAGCCUUACCCAGCUGUAGGACAAUGCUCGUUUAAUCCACCAUGAUGGGACCUACACACCCCAAGCCCAAGUUGGAUGCCAGGGUCAGUUACCCAGAAGCUCGAGCUGGGCCAGUGCUUUGCUUCUCUGCCGAGUUGCUAUAAUCACUCUGCCUGCCGUUAAUUUCCCCUAAACCAGGGAAAAUGCGCAUGUGAGUAGUACAAAUAUUCUCAAAAGAGAUUCCAAACUGGUCGGCUGGGGUGUUGCCUCCAUUCCAGAAUGAAGGCAGCAUUCCAGGGAGCGUAAGUUCCUUCCUUCCUCCUGGAAAUGGAAGCGUCUGGGCCCAUGAGCUCCCUGAUGUUCUGAGGUCCAGAGUAGCAGAUGGCAUUAUGAUUUUCCAAAUCCUGAUGAACAUUCUAACUGAACUUGUUCAUUUCACAGUAUGUAGUUCUAUUUUUUUCACUUCCUCUCCCUUCCUCCCUUCCUCUCUUUGUUCCUCUCAUAUUAACAAAUUUUGAACUGCUGCAGCAUCUCCUUAUUUUUUUUUUUUUAUCUCCUUUAGCUGGCUCUAAAUUCCCUUCUCUCUGUCGUUUAUUGAAUGGACCCAGGUACAGCACAAUUUCACAUACAAUUCUCGGCCUUUGAAUGUGUUUAAAAAUGUGUAAGCAAAUACCACCAACACUCGUACACCGUGCAGCCACUGUAAAUUCUGCUUUUCCUCUUAUCCAUAGCUUGCAGUGCAGGUGGCAAAUGGCAGUAAUUAUUUUAACUAACAGUCGAGUGAACAUUUGGGAGGACAUCCAGUGUGGCGGUGUGGACUCUGGGUUUAUAGUGAGUUCUCAGAGUCUGACUUGAUAGUGUUAUGGCUUGUUGAUUUUUCAGGACACGGACCUACCAGCUUCUCGCACUUGAUGUGUGGAUGAGAUUGAGAUGCUUCCAUGCUAAUGCCUUACCUAUGAAAAGAGGAAUCCUCCCUUUCAUUUAGGAACCUGUUAAGGGUUUUCCUCUCCUGGAUUUUCCUCUUCCGCUUUUGUUAAAUCUAGUUUAUGAUCUACUUUGAAUCUAAGGCUACAUUUAAUCAACCCUCUUGUGCACAGGACCUGGUGAAAUGCCAGUGUGUAUCAGUAUUCUAAUCUUGGUCCUGGAUCACACAUGUGUAGCUGGACUUUUCCUGAGAAACAAGAUUGACCUUACGAGUGUAUGAAAUUCAAACGCUAUAUAGGGACAAGGUAAAACCACAGGUAGGAAUUGCUGAAUAAUUACCUUUAGACCAGCCUGGGCAGGAGGCUUCCCACGAGGGUGAGCUCAUUUAAUGGUUCCUAAAACUCAAUCUCAUGGAUGUCAGUGGUCAUGCUUGAUUAUUUGCAGCAGUGUUUUAUGAAAAAGCAAUAGGAAUGCAUCAGGAGGCUACAGAGAAAGAGGACAAUAGUGGGUUUUACUUUUGUAAAUGAAAUCCCUUUGGUAUGAGACAAGCAUGUUUUUUGCUGCUCUGCCUAAAGCAGUUAAAAAGGGAGGGUGUGUGUGGAUGUUAGGGUGUGUGUGCGCGCAUGUGCUGUUCACACAGGCACCUUUAAAUACGCUGUGCACUAUAGCUUAUGACCAACAAGAGGCCUAGAGUAAAAGGAAAAAAUGAUGCACACUGGCCUUGGAAAGGAAGCAAUUGCAAAUAGAGUUUAAAAGAUUAAUUCGUUUUCCAGUUCUUCACCCACAUAUUUUCAAGGGAUUUUACAAAACACCAAGAUCUUUGCCAUAUUUAGAAAAUGUCUCAGUAAAUAUCAGUCUUUUACAUGACAACAAAAUAGGCAGACUAGGUAAAAGGUUAGAUUUGAUAUUAAUGACACAGUUUCUUCCUCUGAUCUCUUACCCAAUACUGAAGAAUUUCUCCAAAAACUUAAGAGAAAAAGAUAAUAGGAAAAAUCCAUGUAAUCUCAAAUUUCAAUUAUCUAGAGACAGAUUCCUUUAGACUUGUUCAUUUGUAUUUUAUGUUUUUUAUCAGCCAUCUGGUAGUGGCGUUCACUUGCCUAACAGCUGUUUCUCCCUUGAUUUAAGGGCUUAUGGGUAAGGUGAGUGUUUCAGUGGCUAAAAUUCAAGCCUUUAGCCCCUGGUCCCACGCCCAUCUGAGACAGGUUAAAUGAGCUGCUACUGUCAGCCCAGACCCAGUGGACAGAACUUCACACCAAAAUGCCCACACAUGUAAUUUGUCACGUCUGGCAACCCAGAGCAUGAGGUGACCCAGUGUGGAAAUUGAACCAUCUUUCACUUUCUCUGCUCAAGGCUUGAUGUGGAAUGGGAUGAGUAAAAGCAGGCUCUCUGGUCUCCAGCUGAGGGGAGUCAGAGGCCUUCUUUUCUGAUGGUGUCCAUCUUGCAAGCCUUCCUAAAUUCAAAGCCUCAAACCUACCCUAGCUCUGUACCUCAUAAAACCCUGAGGACUAGGUCAGCUCCGUCUACAUGUUGAAAUUCGGGUAUACUUAAUAUCAAAGUGCUGUUUGUUCCCUCACAGUGUGGCCAUGUUUUUAGGUAAACCCACUCUUUUUAACAAACAUUGGUUGAAUUUGUACAAAUCUGAUAUGUAAUUACGGUUCACUCAUAUCUUAAACUGGGUGACUCACUCGGUGACUAACCAGGAGUACCCAUCCAUUUUCCACCUUUCUCCCUUUGAUAAGGUGGGACUUUUUUUUUUUUUUCUUUCU